Messenger RNA from Panicum hallii, 2961 nucleotides. RefSeq names its product serine/threonine-protein kinase BLUS1-like. The record is from RefSeq and is a predicted model, not a curated record. The transcript is spliced from 22 exons. Gene Ontology annotation, molecular function: protein kinase activity; ATP binding; protein serine/threonine kinase activator activity. The coding region runs from base 202 to 2433 and encodes 743 amino acids. Gene Ontology annotation, biological process: protein phosphorylation. NCBI's taxonomy places the organism in Eukaryota, Viridiplantae, Streptophyta, Magnoliopsida, Poales, Poaceae.
UUCUUCUCCCUCCCUCCCUCCCCCUGCCCCCUUCUCUCUCUCUCUCUCUCUCUCUCUCGACCCCCUCGCCGUCCACACGCGACCGCGCGAGACACUGGUCAACGGCCGGGUGGCAGGCGGCUGCCGUUGGGGUGGGGCUUAGCUCCGUCGAUCGCCCCGGAGGAACGCGGCGCGGUGCUGCCUCCGGCGCGCGGGCUUUCCAUGGGGAGGAACGGGAGCGUGAAGCGCUCGGGGUCCGCUGGCGGCUCGGGGGCCGCCGCGGGGCCGCCGACGUUCACGGUGAAUCCCGGCGACUACCGGCUGAUGGAGGAGGUCGGGUACGGCGCGCACGCCGUCGUGUACCGCGCGAUCUUCGUGCCCAGGAACGAGGUCGUGGCGGUCAAGUGCCUGGAUCUCGAUCAGCUGAAUAACAACAUCGAUGAAAUACAAAGGGAGGCUCAAAUAAUGAGCUUGAUCGAUCAUCCUAAUGUCAUCAGGGCUUACUGCUCAUUUGUUGUGGAACACAGCCUUUGGGUGAUAAUGCCAUUCAUGACAGAGGGUUCAUGUUUACACUUAAUGAAGAUCUCGUACCAGGAUGGUUUCGAUGAGCCAGUCAUCGGUUCCAUCCUAAAGGAAACUCUUAAGGCUCUGGAAUACCUUCACAGGCAAGGUCAAAUACAUCGUGACGUCAAGGCUGGUAAUAUCCUUAUCGACAGUGCUGGUGUAGUGAAGCUUGGAGACUUCGGCGUUUCUGCUUGCAUGUUUGAUAGAGGUGAUAGGCAAAGAUCUAGGAAUACAUUUGUAGGAACACCAUGCUGGAUGGCUCCAGAAGUGCUCCAGCCUGGCACUGGAUAUAAUUUCAAAGCUGAUAUAUGGUCAUUUGGAAUCACUGCGCUUGAACUAGCGCAUGGCCAUGCUCCAUUUUCAAAAUACCCCCCUAUGAAGGUUCUUCUCAUGACCCUCCAGAAUGCACCACCUGGUCUUGACUAUGAACGUGACAAAAGAUUCUCGAAGUCAUUUAAAGAGAUGGUUGCCAUGUGCUUGGUCAAAGAUCAAACAAAGAGGCCAACAGCUGAGAAGUUGCUAAAGCAUUCAUUUUUCAAAAAUGCAAAGCCUCCAGAAUUGACCAUCAAGAGUAUCUUAUCUGAUUUACCUCCUCUCUGGGACCGUGUAAAGGCUCUUCAGCUUAAAGAUGCAGCACAAUUGGCUUUGAAGAAAAUGCCUUCUUCAGAACAGGAGGCCCUCUCCCUGAGUGAAUAUCAACGAGGUGUUAGCGCGUGGAAUUUUGAUAUCGAGGAUCUCAAGGCUCAAGCAUCAUUGAUUCGUGAUGAUGAGCCACCAGAAAUAAAAGAAGACGAGGACACUGCAAGAAACACUGAAGUUGAAAAGGAUUUAUCUUCCAGGAACCAUUUGGGGAAGUCAUCUGCAAAUGAUUGCAACUCCAGGGAGCAAACUUUUGCAACCAGAGUAAAUUCACAUGGAAACGGCCCUGUUACGAACGAAGUCUUUGAUUUUGAUUUCGAUUUUAGUGAUGCCGACCCUAAAAGGAGGGUUGAUGGAUAUGAAAACAACAGAAGAGAGAAUGACUCAUUGCCCUCGACAUCAAAGCGAGAUCCAGAGUCAAAUCAUUGGACAAAUGAUAUUGGGCAGCGACAACAGACUUCUGGUGGGAACAAUAGCUCAGUAGCUGCUGAAAGGGGUCCUGGUUUUGAGAGGGAUGCUGCUGUGCAAAUGAUAUCUGAGAAACAAAGAAGUGAUAUGAGAAAAACAGCAAGCCUUAGUGGUCCACUUUCAUUGCCAACUCGUGCUUCUGCAAAUAGUCUGUCGGCUCCUAUUCGAUCUUCAGGAGUUUAUGUAGAUUCAUCAGUAGACAAGUCCAAACGAAAUGUAGUGGAGAUUAAAGGCCGCUUUUCGGUGACAUCUGAGAAUGUUGAUCUUGCAAAGGUUCAGGACGUUCCAGUCAGCAGUCUCUCCCGCAAGUCACCAGAGGUUUCACUGCUAAGAAAAUCUGCUAGCGCUAGUGAUUGUUUGGUCAAUGCUAAGCCAAUGUGUAACCCUGCUCAGCUGAAGGAACUCUGCAAUAGUUCAGUGUCAUCGUCAAUAUUAAUUCCUCACCUUAAUAACCUUGUGCAACAGACCAUGUUUCAGCAGGAUCUGAUUAUGAACCUGUUAAGUAGCUUGCAACAAAAUGAGAAAGUUGAUGGAUCAGAGCCUGGAAUAUCUUCUCAAGUCCGAAAUAUGGAGAGUGAUAAAGUGCAGGCUGAGACAGCUAACUCUGAGAAGGAACGGUCAUUGCUUGUUAAAAUUUCAGAAUUACAGUCUAGGAUGAUAACGUUGACUGACGAACUAAUUGCUGCUAAACUAAAACAUGCGCAGUUGCAGCAAGAGCUAAAUGCAUUGUACUGCCGAGAAGAAAUCGAAGACGUUAGGGAUGAGGACAAUGAAGAAACAUAACAUCAGGAGGAUCCAUGCCGUGCGAAUUAGCUGCCCUGGAUUUUAACAUCGAGGUUAAGGGAGUCUUAACAGGAGAAGGAACUUGAUGCCAACAGCGCUUCUGAGUCGCAAAUAUAUGCCUGAUCUGGGGACUAGCUCUUACAGCUGUGGCACUUAUGGAAUUCUUUGCUUUGAAGGUUGUCUGUGCCCCUGGCCUGCUGCCAUCAGUGUGUAUAUCCAUCUUUCUUUCAAUUACUUUUAUUUUCCAUUGGUACAACGGGUUUUUGGUGGUCCCAAGAUUGCGGUUGCGGCAUGGUUGAUUCUGCUAUACAUAUCAUUGGAGUAGCUGUGAUUAUGUAGUUCGUAGGGUGCCGGUUGUUUCUCAAUGCAGAAUAGCGGAAGACUGCAUAAUAAAAAUUGUAUUUUAUGUAGCAAUAGGUUGUAUAUUUCUGAUUGGUGCAUUCGUCGAUAUUUUCAUGCAUGGCUUAUUUGCAAACCUCCGAACAGAGUUGUUUGCAUAUCUAAUAAUAAAGUAUACCUUUACUCCAA